Messenger RNA from Monomorium pharaonis (pharaoh ant), 1503 nucleotides. RefSeq names its product glutaredoxin-3 (gene Grx3). The record is from RefSeq and is a predicted model, not a curated record. The coding region runs from base 142 to 831 and encodes 229 amino acids. NCBI's taxonomy places the organism in Eukaryota, Metazoa, Arthropoda, Insecta, Hymenoptera, Formicidae. The transcript has 2 exons.
GUUUCGCGGCCAUAAGAACGGCGCCGAUGGUCGCGUAGACGCGUCGGCUAUUAACGUUAUCAACGACACGCGGACAGCGGUCAUUUUUUUUGGCCGAGUAGGACGUAAGCUGAAAUCGGCCGAUCGGAAGCGGUUGACACGAUGGCUGUCACCGAGCUGGCCACGGAGCAGGCGUUCGACGACUUCGUCAAGUCCAAGGAACUUUCCGUUGUACACUUUUAUGCACCAUGGGCAGAGCAGUGUUCCCAAGUGAACGACGUGCUCGAGGAGAUGAGCAAGCUGGACCAGUACAAGGAGGUAAAGUUUGCUAAGACCGAGGCAGAAAAUGUGCCCGAAGUAUCUCUGAAGUCUGGAGUGGCUGCUGUGCCUACUGUUCUUCUGCUGCGAAGCAGCAAUGUGAUAGGCAGGGUGGAUGGUGCCAACAUUUCUGCAUUAACUGAGAAGGUCAAGCAUUAUCUGAAUAAUGAAAAUGUCACCUCGCUGCUCGACACAGUCAAGACGAAGGAAUCUCUUGAGGAUAGACUGAAAAAACUGGUGAAUCAAGCGCCGUGCAUGCUGUUCAUGAAGGGAAAUCCCACAAAUCCGCGAUGUGGCUUCUCCAGAACGAUUGUUUCCAUUUUGGAUGGUUACAAGACGGAUUACAAAUCGUUCGACAUAUUGCAGGACAAUGAUGUUAGGGAAGGACUCAAAAAGUUUAGCAAUUGGCCAACGUAUCCACAGUUGUAUCUAAAUGGUGAAUUAAUCGGUGGAUUAGACAUAGUGAAAGAGAUGGACGAGUCGGGCGAACUAGAAAGUAUGCUACCAAAGAAAGAGAGUAUCAAUGCCAAGUAGAUGCCGCUGUCUGUUCAAAUAGAAUAAAUUUUUUUGCAUUAAUUUCCACUGAUAAAUAAUGACGUUAUUACUUUUCCAAGCAGCUCUUAUUUUAACUGUUAUCUUUUUGAUGUUAUUAUGUUUUUGAAAUUACUAUUUCAAUCCUGUUUACGCAAUAAAUUAAUUCUUACAAUGAAUUAUGUCCAACAAAAUAUGGUUUUAUUUUUAAUAAUUAUAAUUAAUAUCCUAUUUUUUUAAGUCAAUAAUUAUACUUCACUUACAAUCGAGUUGUCGAUUGAAUCAACCAAAAAAACUGAAGCUUACAUGAAGUGAAUAGAGGAGUGUGAAUCAGAGACUCAUCGACUAUGGAGUCGAUUGCUUCUGCACAUGUCUAUGUUUUAUGCUUAUAUAGAUUUUACAAAAGAAAAUGUGGGUCAGUGUACCAGUUAAUGAACAAAUAAAAAUUUAUUAUAAUUACAUUUUAAAAUAAAAUUUAAUCGAGUUUGUAUACAAAUUUGAUUUGAAAGAUAUAAUUUACUAUUGAUUAUUUUAAGCCUUACUAAGUCUUUAAAUUUUUUUAAAUGUGAUUUACUGAUGAUUAUUUAGCGACUGGUGCAGUGUGCCUUGUAACAAAGAUUUAUUUGAAUUAUAGGGAAACCAGGUCAAAAUUGUAUAAUAAAAAUUACAUAAACA